UGACUUUCGAUUUCUGCUCUACCCAAGUACACGACAGUAAUCAUUUGAAUAACUGGGACGAGUUCUCAAAAGAUAAAACUUGAUGAAUCGUCGACACAGAUCUCAAGAUGCACCCAUUUGGUGCAAGUACGCAACUACCAUUGUCUUACUAGUCUGAUUUUUUCUUGCCCUGGAUGGCCCUCUGACUCCUCUUCAUCUUGGACUUGUGGCUGUGUCUUGAGUCACCUUCCAAUACAAAUUGUUCAGCUUUGGCUCAAUAGCCAUUUCCACUUCUGGCUACUAUGGCAAGAGGAAUCAAGCAGCUUUGGCCUGAAGCCGUCUGUCGGCGAUUAUGAACUUUCCACUUAUAGACCUGGUCUGUCCACUGGCAUACCAUGACUUGCCAUGUAUGGAUGACAGUCAGAUAUGCCCCAGCCACAAUCUGCGGUCGUAUAAAAGGAUCCUCGACGUCUGCUGCUUUAAUUUCCUUUCCUCAAAACACUCAAUACCCUUUGCAACCGUCAUUAAUAAUAAUCAAAUAAUCACAAUGGACCCAUUCAACCCCAACAACGUACCUGCUCACAAAUACCACAAGAACCAACCGGACACUCAGAGAGUUGUCCCUCAGUCAUCUACAUCGGUGAUCACUUACGAUCACACUUUCUAUUACCACCUAGCUACAGAGGAGAGGAAUCGACGAACCGAGAACCUUGCAAGACGAGGAUUCCCCUGUCCUUCUCAAUCCGAUGAGCUCACGCGCCGUCUGAGCGAUAUUCAAAUCGAUCAGGAUCCAGAGGCUCCUGAUAACCGUCAGGCGCACUCCUAUCAGAUCAGGCCAGUAGCUCCUGAUAACCGCCAGGCGCAACUCUAUCAGAACAGGCCAGUGGCUCCUGAUAACCGCCAGGCGCAACCCUAUCAGAACAGGCCAGUGGUUCCUGACAACCGCCAGGCGCAACCCUAUCAGAACAGGCCAGAAGGCAUCCGUGGAGAAAAUGGGAAAGUCGCCAACGUGCGACAACCUCCGCAGUCUUCCUAUCCCUACCCCCGUGUUGGUUCAAACCAAACUUCACCAACGGCUAAACGUACCGUUACUCUUGCCACACAUGCGCCCGGUGCGCCUCGAUACCAUCCUCAGCCGCCACCACACCCGACACAGAUGCCGGUUCAUCAUUCUUCUGAACAACGUCCGUAUACUCCUUCCCGAGAACCACGAACCACCGCUCCUUCAAACCCAUAUCCCCCUGUCACCAAGCAUACGAGUACCCGUACCCUCGAUGCUCCUCCACCAGCACCACGAACCACCGUUCCUUCAUACCCAUAUCCACCGAUCACCCAGACUACCAGUAGUACCCGUACUCACGAUGUUCCUCCACGAGCACCACAAACUACUGCCUCUUCGAACCCACAUCCACACGUCGCCCAAAGUGCCAGUAGUACCCGUCCUCACGAUGCUCCUCCACGAGCACCACAAACUACUACCCCUUCGAAGCCAUACCCACCCAUCGCUCAAAGUACCAGUAGCCGUAACCUCGAUGCUCCUCCACGAGCACCACAAACCACUGCCCCAUACCCACCCGUCGCCCAAAGUACCAGUAGUCGUAACCUCGAUGCUCCUCCACGAGCACCACAAACCACUGCCCCAUACCCACCCGUCGCCCAAAGUACCAGUAGUCGUAACCUCGAUGCUCCUCCACGAGCACCACAAGCUACUGCCUCUUCGAACUCAUACCCACCCGCUACCCAAAGUACCAGUAAUGCCGUGGCCUCCUCAUCUUCCUCAACCUCCGCAACUCUACCUCGUAGAAAAACGCGCGACCCAGGCAGUAGUCACAUCCCUCCCCCAAAACUAUACGCCUCCGUGGACAACACCAUGUUCGGCCAUCAUUUCCCCAUCACCUAUAUCAUCAACGAACCCGGCCACUCGGAUUCAUCUUCAUUUUGUAGAAAGGGAAAAGACUAUUGUUGUGUUUCUGCCCCAGCGACGAGGCACCUUCUCACGGGAUCUGGUAAACAUAUAUUAGGCAAAGCCCUCAACGCAAAUUCAGCACUUACCGAAGUAUUCACCACCACCGUCCCAACUGGAUCCACUAUCCUCCCUUUUGACGCCGGUCGCAACAAUACACAAAGGAAAGGAGUCGGACCUCUCGGCAUCUCAAUCUUACACAUCCUCAAACUCAAACCCAACUUGACACCAAUGACGAUGGGUCCCCAUCCGUUCGACCGAAAGAUAGUGAGGACUACGGAUAUACAGGUUAUACUUGAGAUCCCAGGAUGCCCCGAAACCGAAGAAGUCAUGAUCCCACUCGCGUGCGACCACGGAGUUUUGUCAUUAGACGGGUUAUUGUACAACAUCGCAUACUACCUCCAAGCCUUCCUAGUGGUUCGUCGAAAACCCUACCCUCCCCUCUUCCGUUCCACCUAAUUAAUAAUGACCCUUUUUUCCCUUCUUUUUUUAGCGUCCAGGCUAUCGCCGCAUCCACAACUUCCUAAGUAUCAAAAGCCCUUCUCACUUUUGGAUCAAAUCCCUCUUCCAAGCUCCCGGAGUCCCCUAUUAUGGGCCUUGGAAGGUUGAAAUUGGGGUAACGUUUGAUCGGAGUAGUAAGUCCAAGUGGGCGGCUUCAGAGGAUUUUGAUGAGGAUUAAGAUCCAAAUUCGAGGGUAGUAUCGGUCGGACUCGAGUAGAGGUUUGUAUGGAACUCGGUUACUUUUCUUUCUUUUCUGAUGGCGCUGGAUCGUCGGGUCUCCUCUUCGAGCUCUCUCUCUUUCUCUCUUGGCUGCAAUCUCGGUAUCCCGAUAGCACUCUAUUCAUUCCUUUCUUUUCCUUUUUUCAUCUUCCGGUUUUAUUCCUUCACCGCUUGACGCGGAUCAUCUACACAUUCCCUUUAAUAUUUCCUCUCUCCUUUCUCUUAUCUACUCUCCAGCUGUGCUGGGCGAGGCUCCACGCUCCCUAGUACCAUUUCUUCCUCAUAAUAAUCAUAAUCUACUCCGUCUUUACUUCUUUCUUCCAUCGUUGCAUUUCUUUCUUUUCCUUCAAGUCCCUCAUAAUAAUCAUAAUAUCGAUCUACCACCAUCCAGCCUCCUAAUCCUUUGUAUUUAUAUCACCGAGCCAUCUCUGUAUCUUUGUUCUAUCUUGCUUUUUAUUACCCGCCUGUACUUACUACUUAGUCAUAAACUCCCAAUCCUCACUCGAUGCUCCCGUCCCAAAUACAUCACAG
Messenger RNA from Marasmius oreades (fairy-ring Marasmius), 3193 nucleotides. RefSeq lists its product as uncharacterized. The record is from RefSeq and is a predicted model, not a curated record. The coding region runs from base 332 to 2401 and encodes 689 amino acids. NCBI's taxonomy places the organism in Eukaryota, Fungi, Basidiomycota, Agaricomycetes, Agaricales, Marasmiaceae. The transcript is spliced from 9 exons.